Molecule: messenger RNA, 1064 nt
Organism: Macadamia integrifolia
Lineage: Eukaryota; Viridiplantae; Streptophyta; Magnoliopsida; Proteales; Proteaceae
Exons: 6
Coding region: 296-880 (194 amino acids)
Source: RefSeq, a predicted model, not a curated record
UAGUCGUGACUCGUGACUAGUUCUUCUUCUGUGGAAUCACAAGUGUCACUCAAGACGCGCCAGUUAAAAAAAGCUUCUUCCAACGUGACGUUCGAAUCCACGAUUCCACGACCUCACGGCCAGCUGCGAUCCAUGCUUCUGGUUUUUUCUGGAUUCUCCUUCUGCUCUUUUCUGAUGAAACCUUCCCUCCGAUUCUUCAUGGUUUCCCUAUAAACAAUGUAUAGACUAAGGUAAGGUGUUCUCCGAUCUCACAUUUCUAUAACCAACUCUGUCGAACUUCUCUUUUGUCUCUCGCAUGGCGGCGCUUCGGUGCGAAGAGGAUCCAGACCUCUACAGCAUUUCAGUGAUUUCUGAAAGAGGGAAUACUAAUCCCGAGUGCCCCUCACAAUUUUCUUUAUUGAGCGUCUUAGAAGUUCCUUAUGCAUCUGAAAGUGAAUCAAGCUUGGAUAAUGAUUGGAAUAGCAUGAACUGUGUCAGUUUUCAGAUGGAAAGUGCAGAUAAAUUUUCCUCAUGCAGUGUGGAUAUAGAUGUAGAGGUGGAAAAUCUGGCAAAGCCUGAAGCAGAAGAAAAAACUGUUCAUUGCUCAUUAAAAUCUGAGAGUGCUCUAACUAGUACGUCUCAGAGAAAGAUUAGCGUACAGAUAGGUGGCAAAAUCAUGCAGCUUUUACUGAAUUAUAGCCCAAUUUUACUGAAGCCCACUUCAAGAGCAGACAAAUUAGUGACUGAGGGAGCUAUUGAUAUACCUAAUAGCAGAUGGCGAAGAUAUAAGCGUGCAGCAUCGCUAGACUCGAGAAAAGUGGUUAUCUUUUUCUCAGUACUGUCGAGCAUGGGAACACUGUUGUUGAUAUACUUGACACUUAAGAGUGAAACAAAUUGGUGAUGGGCUAGUUCAUGCCUAGUGGUUGUUUCUCAUGUUUGUUUCUCACCUGUGUGUGUCUAGUGUCUGUGCGGGUGUAUAUGUGCGCGUGCUAUUUCAUGUACAUAUUCACAGUUUGAGGCAGUGGCCUCUGUUCUGCAACACUUGAAUGUUUCUCAUUAGUUGAAUCUUUUCUUUUAUGGCCCUA